Rotaria sp. Silwood1 is the source of this 345-nucleotide messenger RNA. The record is from the annotation of a GenBank genome assembly. NCBI's taxonomy places the organism in Eukaryota, Metazoa, Rotifera, Eurotatoria, Philodinida, Philodinidae.
AUGUCACCAUAUGAUUACAAAGGAAAUAAUGAACCAUCAUGGACACAAAAUUAUCAAGAUAGACUACCACCUUAUUCUCCUGUUCAACAGCCACAAUCUAUUCCAAUCGCAGCACCUACUGGUGAUGAUCCUGUAUCUUGUGUAUGUCCAUAUUGUCGUCAAACAGUUAUUACGAGAGUUGAAAAAACAAAUGGUUUAGCUGUAUGGCUUAGUGUAAUUGGACUUUGCCUUGUUGGAUGUGUAUUUGGUUGUUGUCUUAUUCCAUUUUUCGUUGAUUGUUUCAAAGAUACAACUCAUUACUGUGCUAAUUGUAAUCGAAUGCUUCGACAAAAAAAAGCAUUAUAA